AUGAACGCCUGGCUCGCCGACGCCUCGAACCUUCCUGGCCAGGAGAAUGGGGCUUUCAAUCCUUCGACCAUCGACCCCUCAGCCGCAUUCCUCCAUGCUUCUCCAACCCCCCAGGAUCCCAAUCAAUUCCAGCGCAUGUUCAACAAUGGCGUGCCGCGGAACGCUUCCCCCGGUUUCCACAACCCCAACCAGGUGAUUCCAUCAAAGCGACCCCGACCGGAAGAUGGAAUGCCCAUGUCUCCACGCCCAGGACCGGGCGGCAUCACCGGCUCGCGAUCACAGACUCCUCAUCAAGUGCCAUUCCCUGGGUACCAGGGCCCGGCAAAUGGCGCGCAAUUUCCCCAACAUCCGACUCCCUAUCAGCACCUCCAACAGCAAACCGCAUCGCCUAAUGUAACGCAAUCGCCCAUUAUGCAAGAAUACGAUCAAGCAAGCGUUCGCAUGGGAACCGCAUCCCCCAGUCCAUUCUCGCCAGCUGGUCCUCAUGUCGGCGGCGGCCCCCAUAUGUCCCCGUCGCAGUCCGACCACGGAAGUCGGGUAAAUACCCCGCAGAACAACAAUUUCAUGCCAGGACAGGCUUUCCCUCAGGGCAUGGGAGGCCAGUUCCAGCAGGUCCCCGGAAUGAGCCAGGCGCAGCAACCCUCAAUGCAGACGCAGCAGCUCAACGGUAUGCCCCAGAUGCCACAGCAAUACCACCAAGCUAUCGCUGCUCAGCAGCAGCGGCUUCGCGCUAUGCAAAUGCAAAACCAGGGCCAGCAAAUGCAAAGCCAGCAAAUGAACAUGAACCCUCAAAUGCCUGGGCGUCCUGCUCCUGGUGGCGGUAUGAAUCCCAUGGGCAAUCCUCAGCAAAUGGCGGCUAUUCGUCAAAUGCAACAGAACAUGGCCAAGCCAAACAACCCUGAGAUGUUCCUGCGUUCGAUACAGAAGUUCAUGAUCAGCAAAAACUUUCCCUUCAACCCUACUCCAAUCAUUUGUGGUCGUCCCAUCAAUCUCAUGCAACUGUAUGGAACGGUCAUGAAGAUGGGCGGGUCCAAGAAGGUGACCGCAAUGAAUGCCUGGCCAGCAAUUGCGCAAUCACUUCAAUUUCCCCAGAUGCAAUUCCCGACUGCGGCUCAAGAGAUUCGUGAUUAUCAUCAGCAGAACUUAGGCCCGUACGAACAAGCACAUAUCGGCUCGCAGCAAAAGCAAUUUGAUCAAAUGCAACAGGGUGGCAUGCCACGCCAGCCGAGCGACCCAUCGGCCAUGCAGUUUCAAUCGCCCUCUGUCAAAGCGGCACAGGGCUUCGAGACACCUCAGCAAAUGAAUCACUCCCCUCAAAACAAUACUCCAGUUCCCAAUCACGCCCAGGCCCAGGCCACCCCGGUCAAUGGUUUCGCCACGCCUACCCAAGCAAGGAGCCAAAGCAAGCCUCCUCAAUCCGGCCAGCGACUGAGUGUCUCGCGCCCCUCGCAGCCUCCGGUCCCGAUGCCGGAAGGUCAAUUCACCGCGCCGUCGCCGUCUCAACAGCCUAAGGGCGCCCCGCCAACACCUAGAACUCAACCGAGCCAGGAAGAGCAAAGACCGGAAGAAAUUGUCAAGAAGCCUAUCGAGGACCCAUUCAAGCCUACGGUCAUCACCGAGCGUCGCCUCCAUGGACCUAUUGCCGUGGAUGAGAUGUAUCAGAUGGGAGAGGAAAUUUUGAGGUACCGGCCAUCAGCACCAACAUUUGGUGAGAUGGGUGUGAUUGAUAUCCAUGCUCUCACAAUGAGUUUGAAGUCUGGAAUUCCAUCCGAGAUCCGUGUCUCUUUGGGUGCUCUCACGACCCUUUCCUGCGAAGCCCAGAUACAAAUUUCACUUGAGAACUGCGACGACCUGGUGGAAAGCUUGGUUGAUUGUGCGGAGGACCAGAUCGACUUCUUGACCCAGAAUACUCCAGAGACUUCAGAUAUCAUUUCUUUCCGUUCCUACGAAGAUGUGGUCCGAGGCUGCCAUUCUGAAAACUCAUCACUUGCGGAUGUGCCUGAAUUUGGGAGUCUUGCUUACGAGCUGGAUAGAGCAGUCGACCGACUCAUUUGUGUCACCACCAUAUUGCGCAACUUUUCUUUCAGCGAAUCGAACUUUGGUGUUCUAGGAAUUCCUGCUGUUACUCAAUGUCUUGCUGGCAUCUUCCGAAAGAUUGGAACCCGCAAGAUGUUCCUGCGAAACGAUUCGAAUACAUUGGAUUUCAUGAAAGAUGCCGUGGUUUUUAUGGGUAACCUGGCGCAUGCUAUGCAAAUAUCCAGCAAGGAGGAAGCGUUGAGCCUCUUACAUUUCCUUCUGGCAUUCUCGCCAUUGCCUGAGCCCUCAAAAGAACCAGGUCAUAUCAUGUUUGCAGAGUUUAACCCUUCCAUUCACCGCUACACACCUGCUGCUGUUGACGGGCUGGCCAAAAUGCUGGCAAGAGAUGACCCCAACCGAACCUACUUCAGUGCGAUAUUCUCUGGAGAUGGGUCUACACCACCCCGGACAGACCUGCUUACGCGCGCAUUUGGGCUCUCUAUUUGCUGCAUCCCGCAUAACAGGGUUCUGGCAAUUGCAGAUGUUCGCAAAGUCUUCCUCCUGCAAGGUCUUUUGGCUGCCGAUGUUCUAGCCUCAUUCGCCGACGGGGCUAUGGCUAAGCUAUGGCUCGGCUCUGUGGAUGGGUUCGCUAUUCAUCUUCUUCGCCUUACCUGUGCUGUGUGCACCGACCGCAUUCCACAGCUUAGCAUGCGGGGGCAAAGGGGGCCGGGCGAAGCGGAGGCCUAUGCGUAUGCAUCAAUUGUCAAUCGCGGACUGGCCAUUUUACGUCGCCUUGCCGAGAAGUCUAAACAAAUGGGCAGCGAAUCUCCUCUCCGGUUCCCAUCGGGGAUUACACCUCGCAAGGAAAGUCUCCUUGGAGCCCUUCUUCUCCCCAGCAUGGAUGCCAAUAUCAUCCGUCAACUCAUCAGCUAUGCUCGGCUAGCCGAAUAG
Molecule: messenger RNA, 2967 nt
Organism: Penicillium argentinense
Lineage: Eukaryota; Fungi; Ascomycota; Eurotiomycetes; Eurotiales; Aspergillaceae
Product: putative ARID/BRIGHT domain protein (SWI1)
Exons: 1
Coding region: 1-2967 (988 amino acids)
Biological process (GO): regulation of transcription by RNA polymerase II
Cellular component (GO): nucleus; SWI/SNF complex
Molecular function (GO): transcription cis-regulatory region binding
Source: RefSeq, a predicted model, not a curated record